This is a messenger RNA of Aspergillus mulundensis, 1350 nucleotides long. It is a transcript of the gene alkB, whose product is annotated as oxidoreductase, 2OG-Fe(II) oxygenase family. Bases 1 to 1350 code for a protein of 449 amino acids. The record is from RefSeq and is a predicted model, not a curated record. The transcript is spliced from 4 exons. Lineage: Eukaryota; Fungi; Ascomycota; Eurotiomycetes; Eurotiales; Aspergillaceae. Gene Ontology annotation, cellular component: cytoplasm; nucleus.
AUGGCGAGGAUUACGAGUCUAAACGCCCAUGAGGCCCCUCCAGAUGCCGUGAGGCUGCGCUACAAACAGUACUCCAAAGCAACGCCUUCUGAAGUCGAAGCCGAUACGAGCAUUGUUGACUUGCAAUCCCUGAGUCCAGAUAACCUUUCCUCAGGCAUGGUGCUUGUGAGGAGUAUAUCCGUUGAGGACCUUCAGCCGGCUUUCGGCGAGUUCAUCAGGACAUCAGCGGCUCAUGAUCCGCCCCAACAAAGCAUUCCAGUCUAUACUCACCAAUCUGUGACUGGUCUUCUCAUGGUUCCGUCGUUAUUCCCACCAGCAGUACAGAAGGAGCUGCUUACCCGUCUGUUUCAUCGGGACCUCUCAAACAGUGCACACAAGACGAAUCUUCAUCUUCACUACGACAUGAAGUACCCUGUGCAGGCAAACGGAGUCACUGAGUACCGUGAUGUGACCGCCUCUCUGGACGAAUCUUCGAACCAGCGGGUGAUGUCUCUCUUCGAGGACAGUCAAACGCGGACAUUUCCCCCAAAGGAUCCGGAGGUGCAUAAACCGCUUACCAUGCAGGCCGUGUUGAACAAGAAGCUCCGAUGGGUUACCCUGGGCGGGCAGUACGACUGGACUGCAAAGGUGUAUCCGGCUGAGCGCCCGCCUGCUUUCCCCGAGGACAUUGCGAAGCUCCUCCGCGCAGCCUUUCCAGAAACAGAGCCCGAAGCCGCCAUCUUGAAUCUGUACUCUCCAGGCAAUACCCUGAGCCCUCAUCGCGACGUCAGCGAGGAAUGCGACGCCGGUCUGAUUAGUGUCAGUUUUGGCUGCGACGGCCUGUUUCUGAUCAGCCAUGAUGACGGCCAGGGAUGUGAGAUUAUCCGCCUGCGCUCAGGAGACGCGGUGUACAUGGAUGGGACUUCGCGAUUCGCUUGGCAUGCGGUGCCGAAAAUCGUCCCUGGGACUUGUCCUUCAUGGCUUGCAGACUGGCCUUGCAUCCCAGGUGGUGAGCACGAGUCGCGCUACGAAUCUUGGAAGGGCUGGAUGGCGGCUGGUGUUUUCGGCGAGAUCCGCAUCAUUGAAGCCAAUCUCGAAGCCUUCAAUGAGAAAGUUGGACAGAGCAAAUUACCUGGGGCAAAGCAACGUCUAUCUAAACAGCGUGACACUGGUGCUCACAGCGUCCGACACUUCAGCGAAAGAAACAGUUGCUUUGAAGGGAAAAAGUGCAGCGGCACAACAGAAGAGAUUGAGCCUAGGCUCUCCCGUGCCAGUAACGCACCCGGUGUUGCCGACGCAAUUCAGAAGCUACCUCUGAUACGAGAUGACGAAGGCUGCUCCUAUGUCGAACACGCGAAGGCCGUUCCCUAG